CUAAUACUGUACAAAUAAAACCUCUAUUUUCAGAGUACCUAUUCAAAAGAUCCUUAAUGAAUCCUCUAUUACAAGAGAGGUUAUUUUAUUCCUUCCACCAGUCCACACACCAUUUAUUUUUGCCCACUUGAGGGGAUGUUCAAAUAGGUACAGUACUUAUCCUGCAAGAAUAAUUAUCAUUUAGUUCUUAGUCCUUAAUUAACUACUAAACUCAACAGGAAAUUUUGACCCAACUAUUAUUUCUUAGUCCAAGCUACCUGAGAAGGUUGCUAUUGUAGUAUACAACCUUGAGCUCCCUCAGCCAGGCAAAGCAUAAUGUAAUAUAAAUCAUCCUCUGGAACAUCCUCAGGGAGGUUUUUAGAUCAUACAUGUAAAUUUAUCCAUUAUAUAAUUAAUCUUUCACUUUUAGAGAAGAAGAUAGUGUUGUACCUUGAUGAAGGUAUCUUUUCUUUUAUGUACACUGAGAGCAUAUGCACCAAGACAAAUUCCUUGUGUGCCCAAUCACACUUGGCCAAUAAAAAAUUCUAUUCUAUUCUAUUCUAGAGAAGAAGAUAAACCAUCCACAUAGCUGCUUUAUAGGUAUUUUUUUACUGGGGCAAAUUAUCCUAAUAAUAAAGAAUACCAAACAGAAGCGCUACUAAUCUAAACCAAAAUGUCCUUUAACGGAGAUGUUCUUUGAUCUGGACCAAAUAUCUGAAUGCCCUAGAGCUACCCACCACAGAGCCAAUUUGUAGGAAUCACCCUGCAAGGCAUGUCCCCAUCCUAAAGGGAUCCAAUGUGAACAUCCUCCACUGUAGCAAUUAGCCUAGAAGGAAGGCUGGGUGGUGUUAUUCUUGGGCUUCGUAAGAGGCAAGCAGAAGUUUCCACGAGUUUUUCUGACAGCAGAGGAAGCCUCUCUCGGCAUCCCUGGACGAGCAUCUCCACCACAACGGCCCCUUUCCACCCAGCCAGCGUCUCCCCUUGCAGUGAAGGAGGAGCAUCCGGCUGUCCACCUUGGAUGACUCCAACCAGCCAUCACGGAUCCUUAACAAGGAUAGUAGUAAAAAGAAGAUGUUGCGAUUUUCAGUGCUCCUGUUGCUUGCUGUCCUAAUGCCCAGCAUUGGAAAGAGACAAACAUGUCUGAGAGGGGCUGGCCACAAGCCAAGGCCUACCCAAGAGAAAUACCUGCAGGAAUGUACCCUAUAUGCCAAAUCCGCCUGUUGCUAUGCAGACAUUACAGAAAGUCUGGCUGUUUCACCAGUCGUUAAAAUAGAUACUACCUUCUGGAACAGAUGUGGAAAUCUUAGCCCAGCGUGUGAAACUUACAUGAAGAAAAUAGAGUGCUUUUAUAGGUGCUCACCAAAUAUUGCUCAUUGGGCUCAUCCCAGACAACCAGCUGCUGUUUCUUCUGUUCCCAUAUGCCAAAGAUUCUGUGAUAACUGGUAUGAAGCUUGUAAAAGUGAUCACACUUGUGUCAGCAACUGGUUGACUGAUUGGGCAAUUGAUGAUAAAGGAGAGAAUCACUGUCAGUAUGACUGCAUCCUAAUCAGUGAGAUGUAUGCCAAUGGAACUGACAUGUGUGAGAAAAUGUGGGGUGAUUCACUGAAGGUGAAUCAUCCCUGUCUCUGCCUCGAGAUGGAUGAAAUGGAUUCCAAGGUAAUCACGUUCAUUCAGGAUAGAUCCUACAGAAGCAGUAGCAGUAGCAGUAGCAGCAGCAGCAGCAGCAGCAGCAGCAACAAAAACGAUGAUGAUGAAGAAAGAUUCUGCCGUCUCAGAAUGCAAACGAGAAGAGAGCUGGAGGAGUAG
Messenger RNA from Ahaetulla prasina, 1785 nucleotides. RefSeq names its product riboflavin-binding protein-like. Bases 1051 to 1785 code for a protein of 244 amino acids. Gene Ontology annotation, cellular component: external side of plasma membrane. NCBI's taxonomy places the organism in Eukaryota, Metazoa, Chordata, Lepidosauria, Squamata, Colubridae. Gene Ontology annotation, molecular function: signaling receptor activity; riboflavin binding; riboflavin transmembrane transporter activity. The record is from RefSeq and is a predicted model, not a curated record. The transcript has 6 exons.